AUGGCAAAGAUCAAUGUGACUGACAUGACCCCCUCCGUAUUCAUCCUGAACGGCAUCCCAGGUUUGGAAGAAGCUCACCUCUGGAUCUCCAUCCCAUUCUGCUCCAUGUACAUCAUUGCCAUGGUGGGGAAUUGCGGUCUUCUCUACCUCAUCCGGAUUGAGGACGCUCUCCACAAGCCCAUGUACUACUUCCUCUCCAUGCUCUCCCUCACUGAUAUUGGGCUGGUCACAUCCAUGGUGCCCAAGGCAAUGUGCAUCUUCUGGUUCAAAAUGAAAAAGAUCAGCUUCAAUGCCUGCCUAACCCAGAUGUUUUUCGUCCACACCUUCACAGGGAUGGAGUCUGGUGUGCUCAUGCUCAUGUCCUUGGACCGCUAUCUGGCCAUAUGUUACCCCCUGAGGUAUGCCUCCAUCCUGACCAACCCUGUUAUCACCACAGCGGGGGUGGUCACCUUCCUCAGGGGGGUGAUGGUGAUCAUACCUGUUGUUGUCUUUACCAAGCGACUGCCGUACUGCCAUCACACCAACAUCAUCCCUCACACCUAUUGCGACCACAUGUCUGUGGUGAAGCUGGCCUGUGCCAGUAUCAGGGUUGAUGCCAUCUAUGGCUUGGUAGCUGCCCUGGUGAUUGGGGGCUUUGACAUAUUCUGCAUCUCUGUCUCCUAUGCAAUGAUCCUCAGGGCUGUGGUCUCUUCCAAGGAAGCACGCAGCAAGGCCUUCAGCACCUGCACGGCCCACAUCUGUGCCAUUAUCACCAGCUACACACCAGCAUUAUUCAGCAUCCUCGCACAUCGCUUUGGAAGCCAUCACAUCACAGCACACACUCAUAUCCUUAUAGCCAACCUCUAUCUGCUCCUGCCUCCCAUGCUCAACACCAUCGUUUAUGGGGUGAAAACCAAGCAGAUUCGGGAAAGUGUCCUGAAGCUGUUUAGUGGGGGAAAGGCUGGUUCAUCUCCUGGUGCCUGA
Messenger RNA from Alligator sinensis (Chinese alligator), 963 nucleotides. RefSeq names its product olfactory receptor 52N4-like. Lineage: Eukaryota; Metazoa; Chordata; Crocodylia; Alligatoridae. Bases 1 to 963 code for a protein of 320 amino acids. The transcript has a single exon. Gene Ontology annotation, biological process: G protein-coupled receptor signaling pathway. Gene Ontology annotation, cellular component: membrane. The record is from RefSeq and is a predicted model, not a curated record. Gene Ontology annotation, molecular function: G protein-coupled receptor activity; olfactory receptor activity.